AUGAUGUACUCGAACCUCAGCAAGGGAUAUCCGACUUUCACUCACUGCCCUGCCGAGGACCAGGAGAUGUGGUUUCGUCAGUUUGCGCAAGAGUUCACCUGGAAUCCCGAUCACACGAACUUUAUCCGUGAUGCCUUCGUCCAUAAAGUUAUGGACAACUAUGGGAAGCAGAUCUACGAGUGGAAGCAGAAGUGGCUCAUCAACCAGGCGGAUGAAAAUGAUGGCGAGUCGGUUGAUGAUUUCGUCCUAAUGAAGACGACGCAUACCAACAAGCACACCGGGGAGAUUGAUGAUGGUGUUGUGAGGGAUGUGCUCAACCUGAUCGAAACUCAGAAGGAAGAUGAAGAGACCCGUCUAUCUCAGCUUCAUACCGACCUGGACACCACUUCGACGGCUUCGACUAACUUGUCCUGGAUUCGAAUCAACGAAAUCAUUGAAUCGUUGAAGGACAAAGAUGACUGCAUAGCUGCGUUGGAGCAAAAGAUGGCGGAUCAAGAGGCGGGAUGGGAGGCAACGAGGAAGCAGAACGAGCAAAUGGUGGAGAUGAUGAAGAGGAUGUACCCGAACGAGCAGUUCCCGUAG
Molecule: messenger RNA, 582 nt
Organism: Brassica napus (rape)
Lineage: Eukaryota; Viridiplantae; Streptophyta; Magnoliopsida; Brassicales; Brassicaceae
Exons: 4
Coding region: 1-582 (193 amino acids)
Source: RefSeq, a predicted model, not a curated record